CAAACAAUGGGGGACAUUACUUCAGAGGCUGUGUUACUGAUUAGACACAGAGGCACAGAGCGGAGCCCCUUCUACCUGCUGAUAUAAGUAGCUGUGGGGAACACAGUGCCGUCUCUACAUUUGUGUUGAGCUUCGCACAGCUGUCUCGGACUCUUAUUGCCCAUUUUGGUGAAGGAGGAGAAACCGGACCGGUACAGACACAGACGACAUGGCCUUCAGUGGAACAUGGCAGGUGUAUGCUCAGGAGAACUACGAGGAGUUCCUCAGGGCCAUCUCACUCCCAGAAGAUGUUAUCAAGCUGGCCAAAGACAUCAAGCCCGUGACUGAGAUCCAGCAGAACGGCAAUGACUUCGUCAUCACCUCCAAAACUCCUGGCAAGUCCAUCACCAACUCCUUCACCAUCGGCAAAGAGGCCGACAUCACCACCAUGGAUGGCAAGAAGCUCAAGUGCACUGUCAAACUGGAGGGAGGGAAGCUGAUGUGCAACACAGAUAAAUUCACACACAUCCAGGAGCUCAAAGGAGGAGAGAUGGUUGAGACGCUGACAGUGGGCUCUACGUCACUCAUCAGGAGGAGCAAAAAGAUGUGAACCUGGAAUGGUAGCAGGCAGGGGGCAGUCCUUGGCUAUUUAAAUAAACUUGCUUGACGUAAAA
This is a messenger RNA of Salmo salar (Atlantic salmon), 653 nucleotides long. Its product is annotated as fatty acid-binding protein 10-A, liver basic. Gene Ontology annotation, molecular function: lipid binding. The record is from RefSeq and is a predicted model, not a curated record. NCBI's taxonomy places the organism in Eukaryota, Metazoa, Chordata, Actinopteri, Salmoniformes, Salmonidae.